Messenger RNA from Linum trigynum, 3905 nucleotides. NCBI's taxonomy places the organism in Eukaryota, Viridiplantae, Streptophyta, Magnoliopsida, Malpighiales, Linaceae. The record is from the annotation of a GenBank genome assembly.
AGUCUUAAACAUCAUAUGUGAUAGAUAUAUAAUCUAACAAAUUCAUGAAUUAUUAACAAAGUCAACUCAUCAGAUGUAGAUCCAUUCACUCAUAAUUCAAUAGUCGAAUUGGUUCACUAGUCACAAUAUCCUGCCAGAGUGCCCGCUCAUAAGCUCAAAACAAAUAAACUCAUAAAUUGAACUCAACAAAUCACCAAAUCAAGUAGACUCCCACGAAUCUCACGAGCUGAACAAAACUUGGAUGAAACUCAAUUGAUUAGUAAAAGAAUCGAGUUUUCAACAAGGAAUUUUCCGAGCCAAACACUGUACAACUCCUUGAUUAGUAAAUUGAACAAGCUGCAGCAGCUCCAUAACAAACGCGCCGGUUCUCCAUCACCUUUCCUGCACGAAAUCACUUUUUUUUUUUUUCUUUUUUCAAUUCCCCGCGGCUGAAAUCUCCUUCUGUACUUUCCAAGUACACCCAAACAUGGAAAAUCUACAAAGAAAAAGAAAAGGAAAGAAGAAACCCAGAACUCUGUCCAAUUCUCCCCCACCAAAUGGCUUUUCCUCUGCUUAUAAAUAAGCUUCCCCGCGACCUCCUCUGCUCUCCACAACACCACAAACCCAUUCCCCCCAAUCAUUUUCCUGUCUAAUAUCUCCACCCCUGUAGUUCAUGCGAGUUUCGCUGCAGCAGCCAUGGAGAUAACGGCAAAAUCUAACAAGCUGCAGCGGCUCAAGAAAAUGCCGGCGGCGGUCAAGAACAAGUUGGCUGGCGUCAUGAAUAGCUUGAUCGAGCUCGGCAGAGACGACCCGAGAAGAGUGAUUCAUUCGCUCAAAGUUGGAAUAGCCCUCUCUUUCGUCUCUGUUUUCUACUACUACCAGCCGCUCUACGACGAUUUCGGCGUCUCCGCAAUGUGGGCUGUCAUGACCGUCGUCGUCGUCUCUGAAUUCUCCGUCGGGGCGACUCUGGGGAAAGGGCUGAACAGGGGAAUGGCGACUCUGCUCGCUGGAGCGCUAGGGAUUGGAGCCCAUCACGUUGCGAAUCAAUUUGGGCAUGCGGGAGAGCCCUUUGUUAUUGGGUUCUUCGUUUUUAUGUUGGCGGCGGUGACGACGUUUGUGAGGUUCAUUCCAGGGGUGAAGGCGAGAUACGACUAUGGACUCUUGAUCUUCAUCUUGACCUUCUCUUUCGUUUCGGUUUCUGGCUACCGUGACGACGAGAUACUGGAUGUGGCGCAGAAGAGGGUUUCGACGAUCAUGAUUGGCGCAUCUGUAUGUGUCAUCGUCUCCAUUGCUCUGUUUCCUGUUUGGGCUGGUGAGGAUCUUCAUUACCUCAUCGCUCUCAACUUGGAAAAGCUUGGCAACUUUCUUGAAGGAUUUGGAGAUGAGUACUUUCAGGAUCAUGAGUCCAAAGCAGAGGAUUUAGCCUCGUCACUGCAAGAUUACAGGACCAUUCUCAACUCCAAGAACACUGAAGAAUCUUUGGCCAAUUUUGCAAGGUGGGAACCAUGCCAUGGAAGGUUCCAGUUUCGCCAUCCAUGGAAACUCUACCUCCAAAUCGGCACUCUGGCUCGCCAAUGCGCCUACAGGAUCGAAGCGCUCAACCGCUACCUAACCGCCGAAAUCCAGACGCCGGUUUCAGUGAGGGACAAAAUCAAGGAACCAGGAACCAAAAUGAGCAGAGAAUGCGGCAGGGCACUGAAAGAGAUGUCCACGGCAAUCAAGGCAAUGUGCCAGCCCUGUGCAGCCGAUGCCCACAUCGAGGCUGCGAAAGCCGCAGCCAAAGGGCUCAAUUCGCUGCUGAAAUCCGGGAUAUGGGAAGGCAUUGAUCUGCUUCAGGUGACGCCAGUGGCCACGGUGGCUUCCUUGUUGAUCGACGUGGUGAAUUGCACUGAGAAAAUUGCUGAUGCUGUUGCCGAGCUUGCUUCAAAGGCCGAGUUCAAGAGGUUGAGUGAUGGUAGUACACCGUCGCCGGAGAAAUUGGUCCGGCGAGGUCAUGUUGCUAUUACGGUUGAGGAGUCUAGUAUGAACAAUCGAGCGUCGGACGAGUGAGUACUCGAAGAAUAAUAGUGUAGAGUAACAUGAACAUGAUUUGCUUGAUGUCCAAAGGUGAGUUAUGUGAUAAAGAGACUUUGGAUCAUGAUGGCAAUGAUAUUUGACAUGGUUCUGUUGUAACGUAAAUAACGAUGCAGUAUAUUUGUACUUGAAUAUUUUUUCUUCGUAUUAUCAGAGAAACGACGGUGAUUAAAUUCCGGUUGUAUUGUCCUCCACUUUAUUAGGAUAAAGCAAAGUUUUAUCUCAACAAACAUUCGAUAUAUUGGAUAUUGUUAAACUAUGAAUAUAGAAUGGAAAAUGGUUGCAUAGUUUAACCUCAACCAAGAAUUUAUAAAAAUGAGAAGACACGAUACAUUUUGUAAUAACGCGGAUGGUUUUAUACGUCUCGUACCAAGGAUUAUGAAUCUAUAAAAGGUAUGUGUUCGUCCAACAUAGAAAACAAAUGAAAAAAUAGUGUUAACUAGCUAUAAAAGGAUAUAGCAAUACAUAUAGAGUAAACUCGUCAAGAAUAUGAUAGAAAUCCCUCUAUAUAAAAACGUGUGUGAACUCAUGAUAUAACAAAAUGGAGAUCUCCAUUAAGUGUACGAAAAUGAUGGAGCUAUAGCCUCAUACUUCUUCUCCAGUUUGCUUGAGGCAGGCAAUAUGUUUUGGCUGUUUCUCUCUUCAUAAGUUGUUGAAAAACAGAAUGCCUUGUGUUGAUGAAUAACUUGGUAAAACUUAAUGCUAAUUACCUUCUAACAGAGUUGGCAUUUAAAUGCAUGUUUUUUCUAUGAAUAGGAUUCAAAUGUGAAAUUUAAGAUGGAUUGAACAUUUUUCAUUCACAUUGUGAUUAUAGCAACUCUUGACAAUUACGCUACAUGGUUGCAUAUGUAAGCUUAACUUAUGGUUAAUAUAUGGAGGGUUUCUUGUCGAAUUUACCAGACUGUUUGAUGUGAUUCACUGACGUUUUGUUAGAAGUACUGGACCGACCAUAACCUUAACCAAAUUACUUAUUAUGUGGUUGUUAAGUAUGUGCUUUAAACCAAUCAAUAACUCGAAUAGCUGAAAUUUUUUCCAAAAAUUUGAAUACCAUGUACGUCCUAGUCUUGUAAUAUGUUGCUUGGAUUUGUAUGAAUUCGGUACUAGGUUGGAAUGCUUUUGAUGUCCUGAUUAUUACCAGUUCGAUACUUAACUUGUUUAGUUGGAUACGAAAUUCUGACGCAUCUUAAUCUAAUUUGUAAACAACGUUUACAUGGAAUCGAUCAAUGAUAAAAUUGAGAUAAAAGAACUAGAAUUCGUAAUGCUUUAACAUUUUCAACAAAGAAGAGUAGAGAGGGAAGAUGGUGAAGAUCAUGAUUCAUGAGAAACAAGUUUGGUAAGAUAUGAGAGGAUAUAGGAAGUUAUAUUUAAAUUGUUAAACCCCAACUUUUUACCCUGUAUUCCUAUAUCAAUGUGAACCCUCUCAUCUAUCUCGAACAAACCCUAAUAAUAAGUAAUUAUGAGAUGGGGAUGUCUAAGCCAUGGGUUUAGGCACCUAAUUUUUAUCACUUUCGUGUGCCUAAUACAAAGUUCAGAUAUACAUAUUAGUACUCUUAUGUCCUUAGAGAAACUAAACCUAAAACUUACACUUUGUUUAGGUACUUUAGUGAGUGCCCUAGCUAGUCGACGAAAUUGCUUGGACAUUCAGUAAGUUCUCUAAACUGGAAAAAAGUGGGCUUGUGGAGAGUGCAAACUAACCACAGAAAAAUGAACUUGAAGGCAAAAAGAAGAAGAAGGGCAAGUGGUGAAGAGAUUAAAGCGUGGGAAAGAGACAACAUGGUGGUGGGGCUUGAGUUGUUUCCCACUAUGAUCGUAAGGACUGAAAAUGAAAGGAAGUAUAAAGAAGAAUUUGAAGA